CGCGCUCAGGCGGAAGUGGCGCACCCGUGAGUUCCGCAAAGUGCCAGCGUUUUGAGCUUAGCGGUCUAGUUUGAGUCGGAUACUUAAUCACCGCCCAGGAGGGGAACGCCAGAAUUUCGGUGCUUUGCGGAAGGGAUCCAAGUCAGUCCGCCGACGAGAGAACCGAAGCUCGGCCUGCGGGAGGGGCCGGGAAGCCUGGGCGGAGCGAGAGGGGCGCGGAGGAAAGGGCGCCUGCGGGCCAUGGCGCCACCUCCGGGGGUGGGUCCCGCGUCUCUACGGUUUGCAGCUGCGGCCUGCUGGCUGGUCGUCCGCCAACGUCGCGUGGAGCACUUCCCAAGAGUGGUAGAGUUUCUGCAGUCCCUGCGCGCAGCCGCUCCCGGCUUGGUUUGCUACCGACACCACGAACGUCUGUGUAUAGGCCUAAAAGCCAAGGUGGUGGUGGAGUUGAUCCUGCAGGAGCAACCCUGGGUCCAGGUCCUGAAUGCCUUGGAUCAUCACUUCCCAGAGUCCGGACCGGAACCACUGAACCCUGCAACUAAAAGGCAAGAUAGGAAGAUUUUAGAAGCCCGGGAGAAUUUUUGCCUGCAUGUGAAGCAGCUGUCAAAGGCUGAGGAUUUGGCCUCGAGCCUGCCGGAACUCAAACAAGACUAUGGGGAACCCUUUCUGGUUGCCAUGGAGAAGCUGUUAUUUGAAUACUUGUGUCAGCUAGAGAAAGCACUGCCUCCAGUCAAGGCACAAGAGCUUCAGGAUGCCCUAAGUUGGCUUCAGUCUGGCUGUUUUGUCACCUCUUCUGUUGCUUUGCGCCACUAUGGUAUGGAUAUGGGAUGGCCAUUUCCAGAGAGCUCAGCUUCUGGCUCAGUGAAUCUGACAGAACCAGUGGAACAGAGUCCUCGUCAGCAAGCAAAACCAGCACUCCAUAGUCCUCUGCCUAAAGCUAAGUCUGGCCUUCACCAGCCAGCUUCACGGGAGCACCCAGAACAUUUAGCUGGCAGCCGCUUUAAUCUGGCCCCUCUAGGGAAGCGAAAAUUCCGAUCACAGUGGACAUCUGCAAAGGGAUGUCAUAAAGAGCGGCCUACAGUCAUGCUGUUCCCCUUUAGGAAUGUGGACUUAACAGCCCAAAAUACAUCUCACCGGAAAAGCAGGGAAGAGCAUGGAGUGGACACAGCGGGUUCUGUGGGUACAAAACCAGUCGCCACUGGAAAAUCCAAGACUGCAUCUCAGACCACAGGGAAAAGAGCUCCAGAAGAGAGCCUCCCUGACAUACCUGCUGCAGAGCAAAUGGAGAACUCUGUGAAUUGCUACAUGGAUCCUCUGAAACUGUCAUUAUCACCUGCUAGACCCAAGAAACCAGCGGCAGUGCAGUCCCCGUCUCUGUGUGGCUCUGUUAUUACCAUAGGGGACUGGGUUUUGGACUCUGAUGAGGAAGAAAAUAACCAGAGGGAAAGAAAGGACAGCUGCAGCCUCCAUCCUACAAAGUAACAAACACUGUAAGAGACAGCAUGGACUUCUCAAGGCUUCACAACUGCCCAUAUCAAAAUGGACAUGAAUUCAGCUCCUGACUGGGACUUUACUGGGGCCCCACACCACAGAAAACAUAGCUGCUAGGCAGCCAGCCGCAAUCCUCCCCAGCCCUUGGGUCUUACUGAAAUGAUAUGGCCUUUGAGGCCAUGAGCAGCAUCUGCACACUCCAUCACUGCGCUGAGCUGUGGGUACCCCACUCCAGUUUUCUUCCGAGUUGUACAAACAGAGCCUGGGAAGAAUGUGACAGGUGAGAAAAGCGUUCUGUGGUUACCACCAAAGGGGUAGAUAGAACAGCGGCCCCAGGGAACCAGCUUACCAGGACCAAUUCCCACUUUGAUGAUGUCAGCUCCAGAGAGGAUUAGCUCUUCUACCAUCUCUCCUGUUACCACAUUUCCUGCCUAAGACACAAGCAAAAGAGAACACCCUUAGGGUCAGCGGUGGAGAGCAGCUCUGUGCUCAAAUGGCAUGCCUUGACUGUGACCAUCCUCUUACAAAAAUAAAGGACAUCCAGAGCCCCUCUAUAGGACCUUCCCAAUUUCAGAGGACCUGGAUUCCCACUCGCCUUUCUCUCCACAUUCCUAUUUUCACUUAGUGUAAAGAAUAGAGAGAACUAGCCAGUGUUGUCAUUGAACUAGGGCUAAACCGUCCAGAAGGACCUUUAAGGCAGUAAGGUCAACCAGCAAGAAGACAAAAUGGCAUUAAAAAGGUAUUGGUGAGGCAGAGAAAUACCACUCAGAUCUGACAGUGGUCCCCUUUCACUACCAGGUCACUACUUCCCAGUCCUGAAGCUCC
Molecule: messenger RNA, 2313 nt
Organism: Myodes glareolus (Bank vole)
Lineage: Eukaryota; Metazoa; Chordata; Mammalia; Rodentia; Cricetidae
Gene: Tinf2
Product: TERF1 interacting nuclear factor 2
Biological process (GO): regulation of telomere maintenance via telomere lengthening; telomere capping
Cellular component (GO): shelterin complex
Molecular function (GO): telomeric repeat DNA binding
Source: RefSeq, a predicted model, not a curated record